UAUCUGUUGAGAAGACGAGCAGAUUUCGUGGCACCAGAGAUUCCUUUUGAUCUCAUGAUAGAAAUCCUAACUAGGUUGCCUGCUAAAUCGCUUAUGAGGUUCAGGUGUGUCUCAAAGCUAUGGUCUUGUCUGAUCCGUUCUCGAUAUUUUACCAACCUUUAUCUCACGGUUUCAUCAUCGCGACCGCAACUUCUUGGUCUAUACAUGAGUUUGAUUUCGGUGCAUUCGGUGAGACACUUUAAGUGUGAUUCAAUGGAGCUCUGCCACAACCGUGGAAAUUCUGAUCUGCUAUCAUUAAGGUUAUCGUCGUCCUUUAGUAAUAGUGCUGAAUCAUCCUUAGAACUAGAUUUGACUUUCCCAGGGAUGGGAGGAGACAGGAUGGUUGUUCUUCGCAGUCUGAUUUUAUACACUAUUUGCAGAAAAGCAUGUAUCUAUAAUCCCACAACUAGACAAAGCUUAAUCUUACCGGCCGUCAAAUCCGACAUCUUUGCUCAACAAGAACCUAAUAAGCGCGUCUACUACUUUUUUGGACAUGACCCUAUUCAAGAUCAAUACAAAAUAGUAUGCAUUGUUGUGCUAGGCUCAAAAUAUAGGCUAACCUCCGAGUUUUGGGUAUUCAUAGUGGAACCAGGAGGUUUUUGGAAAAGAAUUGAGCAUGAUGAUCAAGCUCACAUUCCUAUAGGACAAGGACUCUGCAUCAACGGAGUUAUAUAUUAUCUGGCUUUCAGUAAUACAUGUCGCGAUACCCUUUACUGUUUUGACGUUAGGUCUGAAAAGUUCCAUAAGAUCCAGGCACCCCAUGGGGUGUCUAACUUUUGUGUGAGCGUGAGUUUCAUAGAGCAUCGUGGGAAACCAGCACUCUUUGAUUAUUUAAAUAUCAGAGAAACUGGUGUGUCAGAGUUGUGGGUGUUGGAGGAUGGUGUAACAUGGUCGAGGAAGUCUCUGGUUGUGAAGCCUUGUCAGAGGCAUUUAGUAGAUGACUUUAGCUUUAUGACGGUGAUGGUGCAUGGUCAAAACAAUGAGGUUAUCUUGGCGUUGCGUAAUACUUGUUACCUUCUCUGUUAUGAUCUGAUAAAUAAUGAUUUGAGAAAGGUUAAUAUCAAUAGAGAAAGUCCACCGGACCAGAGGCGGUACGUGUAUGUCAAUGUUAUGGAUACCGGUGAAAACAUCUUGUACUUGGAAACUUGAUUAUCAUUACUAUUUGUGUUUUUCCUGUAAUAAUGUAAUUGUACUAUUUAUUUUGUAAGUUUUAUUUUACUUAUGUUACAAACAAACAGUUCUUCUAUUGUUUAAUAUCAUGAUAGGACUAGUUUUGUUGAUAUGGGUGAAUUUUUGAAGCUUGAAUGCUAAUGAUCCAUGAGUAUAAUGCAUCCAAUUAAAGAAUCUGAGAGUGUUUCAUCAGAAUAAUAUAUAAUGCAUCGUAUGAUUUUGAAGUUACAUUCUUCACCCCGGUUCUCUCAUGAUUUUAAAAUCAAAUUUACCUUUUCUAAUUGUGUGUCCUUUGUUUUAUUAUCUACCUGGACUGAGGAGAGUUUGUUCGUUAGAGUUCAGGCCCCACCUUUUGGGUUCACCAGACUCGGGAUUGGCUAAUUCGUUUUUAGGCGCCAGUGGAUCUGAACGGAGUUUGCUCCCAUUAUCAACUAUCUACAACUGGAGCUGUGGCUACUUUUCCAAACCUCUUCUUUCUGAAGCUGAUGCUAGUCUAGAGAUAGAUACCAAAAGAGAAGAGAAAGAAUGGAGUGAGUGCAGUUACCUCGGAACAUGUCUGAGGAAGACUUCUCAUCCAUGCAUUUCAUACAUAACAUGCUAGAUGGUUCUACGGGUUCGUUCUCUGCUUUUAUCACCGGUUCUUCCUCUUGCUUGAUACGCAAGGUAACAUGCCUUUGCGGUUGGGGAUGAUGGUUAAUCUCCUCCUUCAUCAAAGUGACCAAAGAAGAAGCGAGAGCUUCUUGGAGAUGCAGAUUAUUGACAUAGUUUACGUCGCAGGGUGGGAAAACCCUGUUGUAAUCGUAUAAUGCAGGGUCGUAGUAAUAAUCUACAUCCUUGUGCGUGACGUUAUGAUGAUGAUGAAGAGAAGCAGGUUCCCAUUAUCACUUUCUUUUGCUUUCUCCUCCUUUGUCUUGAGAUUGAGUUAGGUGUGCGCAUUUAGGUUAGAUACUAGCUUAUUUUAGAAGGUAUCUGCAAAAUUAAGUGGGGCUUAUUGGAACAGGGAUUUCACAAAAUUUUAGGUUUUUGCCAAAUCCUCCCUUAUUGGACAAGGUAUUUAUAAAAAGUUUUACAAAUCCCCUCUUAUUGGAUAUAGCAUUUAUAAAAAUCUUAUUAAAUCACCCCUUAUUGGAAAAUAUGGAUUUCAUCAAUGAGAUUCAUUAAAAGUUAUUUUGGAUAUUAAAAACUAUCAUUUACCCUUCAAAUUCAAUAGAAUCAAAUACCACCUAAAGAGAUGGAAUUUAAAUAAAAAAAAGUUAUUCAUCUUUUACACAGAAGAAACGUAAUUGAGAUGGGAAGAUAAUGAAUUCAAACUGUUCUCACCAUCAUCCAUCUGAGAAUGGUUCAUAUGAUGAUCUAACAACGGAGGUUUCAGCGAGAAGAUGAUGAUGUGCACCUGUCACCUUCUUAAGCCUACUUGCAGAAAUCCAGUUUGUAGCAAAUCAAAGGUAUGAUUUUUUACACUGAAGAAUCUGAGUUCAGUAGAGGAAUAGUUGAUUAUAUGUAUGGUUUUAGAUCUGUCUAGCAAUGGUUUAAGUGGUGUUAUCCCAUCAGAGCUUGGAGAACUCUCGAAACUAGCCAUAUACUUAUGGGACUAUACAAGAGAGACCAUCCGCCAAACAUGUUUGGAGUUGUAACAACGCCAUAUUUGUAUAACUGGUAUCAAGUCUGAUGUACAAUGGCACAGAGAAAGAAUGAGUCUUUUGUCUCUUUUUGUUUUGAUUCCCUCUCUUGACACUUUACGAGGAUGUUCGAGCUUUUCUUUUGUUGUUGUAUAUCCUUUUAACUCUUUCACAUUAUUUUUCAACCCACUACAAUAUCUCUCUGUUUAAGAUCUCUCUAUUUGGUUACUGAAACAAACCAAAAAUUCCCGAAGUCAAAGCCACAACAACAACUAUAUUAGUGACGUCGGGAUUUCUUCAAGUCUAUUCACUUGUUUAGCAGAAUUAAUAGCUUGGAACAUAUAUCUAUGUUAUUUACGUUUGUUUGAGAUUUUCUUUCUAGAAAAAUAUCUUUUUAAAUCAUAUGUUAGCUAUGAUAUUGAUAAUCAUUGAAAUAUAUAGAUAUGAUAUUUUUGUUUUGAUAUGGAUUGUUUGAGUUUAUCUUUUCAUUAGUUAAUUUAAAAUAUAUUCAUAUAUGUAUAUAGAUGUGUAUCAAAGCCAAGAAUCAUACGUGAACAAUAGAAAGUGGAGAAGUGGGCAGCUUCUUUGGAAAAAUAAAGGUUAGAGUUUUAUCUUUACUAUUGUUUAUGUUGCUUUUUUUCCACAUAAUCAUGAAUGGUUUUGUGAUAAAACUUGCUUGAAUUAUACGGUUGCGUUGUUCUUCUUGGUUUUCUGUAAUGUUUUAUGUUUCUUUUAACAAUUUGAGUAGAUAUCUCCUGCACUAAAAUGGGAGAUCAAGAAGGAAAAAUUAAAAAUCAAUAUAUUUCUUGGUCUUAUACGAGCAUAUAUUUUUGCAUGUAACUUACUAUGUUAACAUUGCAUAUUAAAAGUUUACGAGGUUACAUAACAUUUUCAUUAGUUAUGAAAAUAAUGUUGAUAUAAAUGAUUUGGUUAAUGGUUCAUUAAUAUUUUAAGUCUAGAGAUUUUCAACAUUGUGGAAGUAAAGUAACUUUUUAUAAAACAAUUCAUCAAAUUAAAUUAUUAGACUUGUAUCUUUAUAAGACACAUAGAAUAUAUAAAAUUAUUGGAAUAAUUCUUGAAGUGUAUUACUCCAUCUGUUUUUAAUACUUGACUUUUACAAAAAUUUCGUUGUUCCAAGUUAAAUAACGUUUUUAA
Messenger RNA from Brassica napus (rape), 3983 nucleotides. Its product is annotated as putative F-box protein At5g62660. Gene Ontology annotation, molecular function: protein binding. The record is from RefSeq and is a predicted model, not a curated record. Lineage: Eukaryota; Viridiplantae; Streptophyta; Magnoliopsida; Brassicales; Brassicaceae. The annotation marks the transcript as partial. The transcript has a single exon.